This is a messenger RNA of Polypterus senegalus (gray bichir), 894 nucleotides long. Its product is annotated as C-type lectin domain family 7 member A-like. The record is from RefSeq and is a predicted model, not a curated record. Lineage: Eukaryota; Metazoa; Chordata; Cladistia; Polypteriformes; Polypteridae. Bases 1 to 894 code for a protein of 297 amino acids. The transcript is spliced from 6 exons.
AUGGAUGACAUCUAUAUGAACAAUGAAGAGUUAUUCUCAUCAGCUACAUCCCCAUCUCCCAUGAAGCAUGAGAUGCUAAAACCACGCCAAAGCCCACUGAAGGCUGAGGCAGAGGUUCAAAAUAUCUAUUUGAAUCGUGGAGGCAUCAGGGUUUCUACUUUUUCUGGCAGUCACCCCAGAACUGCUAAAGUAUGCAACUCUUCAUUAGAAGAAAGAGAAGAAAGGACGCAUCAUGGCAGAGAGGCAGACUUCUGUGGUCUGUCUGCUCGCUCUUGCUGUUGGGUGGUAUCUUCUCUUACUCUGUUGCUGAUAGUGUUGCUGAUUGCCUUUGGAAUGUUUUUCAUACACGCUGAAAAAAAAUUACAUGAUUUGAAAAAGACCUAUGCCAGUUUAUCAGAAAAUUACACCUUAGCAAAUGAGGAGCUCAACCAGACGAGGAGUAACUUCAGCCGUUUAUCAACAAAGUACCUGACUCUUCAAUUUAAUUACAGCACACGUUUUGAAAAGAAGUGCUCAGUUUGUCCAGAUGGAUGGUUGACUCAUCAUACAUCAUGUUACUUAAUCUCGACUGAUUACAUGGAUUGGACGGCUAGUCAAGACGAUUGUUUAGCUAAAGGUGCACAUCUGGUGAUAAUUGAGAAUGAAAGUGAGCAGAGAUUUUUGAAUAAACAUGUCGCCAGCUCAGAUGCAUGGAUAGGUCUGACCGAUUCAAAACAAGAAGAAAAAUGGCUUUGGACUAAAACAUCAGAGUUCCACCAAGAUGCUAAAGACAUCUUUGCAGCUAUUGUGUCUAGGAAAAAGAUCUUCGUCUGGUUAGAAGGGAGAAAAACAAGAGGUCUAGUAAGAGAAAAAUCUAAGGAAGAGGACUUUAGCAAUAGAAAACCAGAAAGCUGA